AUGAUCAUAAGCUGGAUGCAGGGACAACCGGAUACAGAUGGAUUGCGCGCAAAGGCACGGGAAGCUGCGGAAAUUAUUGUUCGGGAGAAAUAUUACACGGUUCCUCCUCUCUUGAAGAAAAGCUGGAUCGUUCAGGCGUCAACAAUAGCGGCCGGUGUUUUCCUGUGCCUGGACCUGUUGUUUCUCAGUGCCGGUGAAGGCCCUGAACAGCUUCAACACUGCCGCAGAUCCGUUGAGACCUGCAUCGGUGCACUGGAGGUCAUGGGUCACGGCAGCCUCAUCUCAAAAAGGGGACCCAUGAUACUCAGGACUUUGCUCGGCUUCGAGUCUCAGAUCAACCCCCGAACAAUCCCGGACGAGCAGCUUCUGAGAAACAUCGUCACUCAAGUGUCUAAGCUCGUCAGCUCGGCAUCCGCGUUUGAGUCCGAGCUCGACAUGACAAUGCCGACGCCCCGCGGCGUCAUUCAGAGUGAGAGGUGGCAGUCUCAGAAUUUGGACAUCACGCUGAACCCGUGCAAUCACCAAGCUCAAGUGUUUGCUCCGCUCGCCACUGAGGGUGACGAUUCAACGAAUGCAUCACCUGAAGCCUUGUUCGAUGGGUCCUCUCAAACUCCCUACGGAACCGGUACGGCAGGCGUUGGACUUUUCGGGCCUGGCUCAGUGGAAGGGAUUGCCCGAGACCCUUUCGGAUACAUCAUGGCCAGGGCUGCAGGGAACAGUUGCGACGACGACACAGCGACUCAUGCGAUUGAGUCGUUUGAGAACCCUUUCGAGUUUACGGAUGAGAUGUACUUCAAGAACCAAAGUUGA
Colletotrichum karsti is the source of this 810-nucleotide messenger RNA. RefSeq lists its product as uncharacterized. The transcript is spliced from 2 exons. NCBI's taxonomy places the organism in Eukaryota, Fungi, Ascomycota, Sordariomycetes, Glomerellales, Glomerellaceae. The coding region runs from base 1 to 810 and encodes 269 amino acids. The record is from RefSeq and is a predicted model, not a curated record.